Messenger RNA from Recurvomyces mirabilis, 1053 nucleotides. RefSeq lists its product as uncharacterized. Lineage: Eukaryota; Fungi; Ascomycota; Dothideomycetes; Mycosphaerellales; Teratosphaeriaceae. The transcript is spliced from 2 exons. The record is from RefSeq and is a predicted model, not a curated record. The coding region runs from base 1 to 1053 and encodes 350 amino acids.
AUGCCUGAACCCUUCACCCACGAGCUGGAAGGCAUCUCUCCUAAGACUAUCACAAGCGGUGUCGGCUUUCCUACCACGAUAAUGGAUGGGUUUGUGGAGCAGAGUCCUGAGCAGGAACCGAUGAUCAUGAGUUCGGAUGAGAUGGUGCCGUCGUCAUCAUCAUCAUCACCUCCGCAGGACUCACCACUCGAUAUCUCGCCUUUGGAUGGCGAUAGCCCGGUCUCAGUCUCACCUCCCGGCAACAACUACUCAUCCACCAAUGCGACCGCUGCACCACAAGCUUCACUCCAUCCCCAUCCAGCACCCCGACCCCGACCCCAACCCCCGAAACCCUCACUAACCCGCCCGAUCUUCCGCACCGCCCAAGGCGUGGAAAGCACAAAAGACCUCAAGACCGAUUUCGCAGACAUGGGCAUGAGUAAGAAGAAAGUCGGCGAAGUGGCUGGGAUCAAGGAGUCGCGGAUGCCAGACGGGAAGACGAUUCACAAACGGGCUUCACCUUCGGGCGCUGCGGAGGGAGGAGGGAGGGAGAAGAGGGUGAAGAGGGAUUCUGCUGUCAAGGGGAAGGAGAAGGGGGGUAAGGUGGAGGGGGAGUAUGAGGGGUUGAGGGUUGGUGGGGAUCCGAAUUGGAUCCUCUUCGACCCCCACCCCACCAACUCCCACAACUCCCCCUCCCCCUUUCCCCCCUUCCACACGACCAACAACAACGCCACACCCAACUUCCGCGACCCUCCCCGCUGUUUCGCCCAGUUCGAAACUUAUAAACUGGGGAAUAAACGGAUUCUGGAAUAUAAUCUUGUGACGCACAGUGUGCGCUUGAAGAGCACGCCAGAAGUGCUGGAGGGGAAGGAGGUGUUGUAUUCGGGUUCGGGACCGAAGAUCGUGAAUGUCAUGGAUUUGGGUCCGAAGAGGGGGUUGGGAAGGAGAGGGGGGAGGGGGAGUAAGGGGGCAGUGAGUCAGGUCGAGGUUGAGAAGGUCAGGGAGGAGGAUGAGGAUAUGGUUGUGCACGUAGGCAAGCAGGGAGAGGGAGAAGAAGAUGACUUGUAUACAUAG